GACAACAGUGUGUAAAUGUCACGGCCCAGCCCCCCGGUUUCUCCGCUGGUUUUUGUGUUGAGGGAUCGAGCGGCGCUGGGUGGACCGGUCGGUCCGGUUUGUCCUCUCCGGUAUUUAAGGUGUCUGCAGCUUUCUCUCAGCUGACACGGAUAUCAGCAGCGACAGGACGUGCAACCCAGAGCUCGCUCUCAUCACACAGAUACACAGGAGCCACCAUGACUUCCAGGAUGGUGGUCAAUCAGCCUCAGCCGGUGAUGGUCUCCCGAGAGUCCGAGGAGUGGUCUUCUGGGAUAUGUGACUGCUGUGACGACGUGCCCGAGUGUUGUUUUGCUUUCUGGUGCUUUCCCUGCUUCACCUGUAUAACAAGCAAGAAAUAUGGCGAAUGUCUGUGUCUCCCCCUGCUGGACGGGUUCGGCCUCAUCCCCCCCAUCACCAUGUCCAUGAGGGUCUCCAUGCGGCAGCGCUACCGCAUCAGAGACACCAUGUGUAACGACUGUCUGUACUCCACUUUCUGCACGGCGUGCGCCUGGUGUCAGAUGUCCCGAGAGAUGAAAAGAAGAAACAUCCCAAUCGUUCUGGUCAGUGCCAAGCACGCAUGACGACACUCAUCAUUCAUCUCCACCCGGGCUGUCACGUCUUCCCGUUAACUGCAACUAACAUGUUAGUUUAACUACACUUUAGACUGAAGAGAAACGAAUGAUUUAAAGAAAUGACGCCUAAAGUGCUCAUGCCACUGACUGAAAAACCCAAGGCAUAAAUCUCUGUAAUAGUACUUUAUUGAGUUUUUUUGUUUUUAAGAUGGUUGAUAUGAUGACUCUCCAGCAUCAUUAAAGUCCCUAUUGCAAGA
Molecule: messenger RNA, 847 nt
Organism: Etheostoma cragini (Arkansas darter)
Lineage: Eukaryota; Metazoa; Chordata; Actinopteri; Perciformes; Percidae
Product: cornifelin homolog B-like
Exons: 4
Coding region: 216-599 (127 amino acids)
Source: RefSeq, a predicted model, not a curated record